Messenger RNA from Oldenlandia corymbosa var. corymbosa, 1523 nucleotides. The record is from the annotation of a GenBank genome assembly. NCBI's taxonomy places the organism in Eukaryota, Viridiplantae, Streptophyta, Magnoliopsida, Gentianales, Rubiaceae.
AUGGCUCUCAUUCAAGGAGUUUCUUCCCCUGCUAAAAUCUGCGCUCCGGUUGCCGCCAAUGAGCAUUCUUUAUCCUCUGCUGCCUUCCUCGGAAGGAGCUUUCUCUCCUUUUCAUCCCACCGCCGCCUCCGACAGGACAAAGGGUUGUCGGUGUUUGCGGCCGUGGAUGAAAAGACUAGCUCUGUUUCUCUCACCGGUGUUCUGUUUCAGCCGUUUGAAGAGGUUAAAAGGGAUGACUUUUUGGUACCCAUUGCCCCCAGCGUUUCGCUUGCUCGCCAGAGAUACUCCGAUGAAUGUGAAGCCGCCAUCAAUGAGCAGAUCAACGUGGAAUAUAAUGUGUCAUAUGUAUACCACGCCAUGUAUGCAUACUUCGACAGGGACAAUGUUGCUCUUAAAGGACUCGCCAAAUUUUUUAAGGAGUCAAGUGAGGAAGAAAGAGAACACGCUGAGAAGCUGAUGAAAUAUCAGAACAUGAGAGGGGGAAGAGUGAAACUGCACCCUGUUAUGAAUCCCCCUUCAGAGUUUGAACAUGUCGAAAAGGGUGAUGCUUUGUAUGCGAUGGAAUUAGCAUUGUCCUUGGAGAAACUUGUAAAUGAGAAGCUUCUGAAUGUGCACAGUGUUGCUGACCAGAACAAUGAUCCUCAAAUGGCCGAUUUCAUAGAGAGCGAAUUCCUGGAAGAACAGGUUGAAGCCAUCAAGAAGAUUUCUGAGUAUGUUACUCAACUGAGAAUGGUUGGGAAAGGACAUGGUAGGAUUCUUUUUCUUACUUCUGCAAUCAAUUCCCCUUUUGUUCUUAUCAUUCUAGUUGAGCAUAACAUAACAUGUAUCCAGUUUAUGCUUAUGUUUCUCAUGAAAACACUGAUUUGACGUGCGAUUUGGUAUAUUUUCCUGUAGGCGUGUGGCAUUUCGAUCAGAGGCUUCUACAUGAAGAUGGUGUCCAUUAGACAACGUUCCUUCUUUAAUAGACUUUUUUCUUUGGCUACAGAUGAUGGUUUUUCCUGUAGAUUUCUCUAGUGAUGCAUUAAGUAGUUUAUUAUGGUCUAAACCUAGCAAUUAUGGUACUAUGAAAUGUUGCUGUGUCUUGAUUUGGAUAGAUUUAGCAUCUGUGGGAUGAAAUAAACAAUGUGAAUAUGGUUAUGAGAUGCAAAGUACUGUAUUGUGAAUGGUUGAGUUUCAUUCAAAAUGCGACUCCAACAAUUUAAGCAUCCUGAGUUCCUGACUGUAGAUUUCUCCACCCAUAACCAAACAUUACGCUGAAGUAUUGCCUUCCUUAUUCAUGACUGUGUGUUCAGACAGACAGUUUAUCAUAUAGAUGCAAAAAAAGAAGAAGAAUGAAAUUAAUGCCAAUAUUCAGGCUGGACUGAAGCAGAAAUUCCAUUGUAGCUGCCUUUUGCUUCUCCCUCGAAUGUUUCUGGCAUGGUGGUGAUUAGAAGAGUUAACCAUCUCCCACAUCACCUUUAUGUCUGAAUAUCCUCCGCAAGCCUCCAUCUCCUUGCAAAGCGCACCUAACCCUCUCCUAUUCU